This is a messenger RNA of Amphimedon queenslandica, 1097 nucleotides long. RefSeq lists its product as uncharacterized. NCBI's taxonomy places the organism in Eukaryota, Metazoa, Porifera, Demospongiae, Haplosclerida, Niphatidae. Bases 22 to 930 code for a protein of 302 amino acids. The transcript is spliced from 4 exons. The record is from RefSeq and is a predicted model, not a curated record.
UGUACUCAUAAAUCCAGUGCCAUGAAUUGUAUAUCUUAUAGUGGUUAUAGUGGAGCUUAUAAAUGUGUCCACAACGAUGAUAAUAAAACAUUAAAGUUUGAACUUGAUGUACCUACCACAAUGGUAAUAUCUACAAUAACAUCUACUAUGCCUUGCUCUAUCAAUUCAUUACAUGAAGUAACAACUUGUUCCAACUUUUUGUAUACAUCAAUGUUACAGCAUGAGUCAAUAGCUUCAUCAUUAUCAUUUGCAUCACCAUCAUCUUCAAUGAUAUCCCCAGUACAAUCGUCAUCAACAGUGCCCCAUUACGCUGGUAUUGGUUUAUUAGUAGCUACUAACCUACUGACAAUCAUUGCAUUAAUCAGUAGCUGUGUCUACAUAUUCUGCCAGAGGAAAAAAUCAAAAUUCAUCGUAACAGAGAAUGAACAAAUACCUUUACAAAACACAUCUCCUCAAACUGAAGCAACAAGUCACAACACUGAAACUAGCCCAACCAGUAACAAUAAUGCUAACAUUACUUCUGGUACUAACAUAUACUCCUCAGUUGAAGAUGAAGUUGAUCAUCAUCAUCAUCACCACCGCCCACCAGCAAGAGUAGCCAGUCAAUAUGAAGUACCUCUGGACUUAUUACAGCAAGCACAUGUCCCUCUCCCUCCUCCUCCUCCUCUUUAUGCUACACUUGAUGAUCAACAUGAUCUUACUCUACCCAACCCUGAGUAUAUUACUAAUACAGCAGUAACAGCACCUAAUCCUGGCUACAUUACUAAUAUAACACCUAAGGCUAAUCCUGGGUAUAGCAGUACUGCUAUCAAAGAAGGAGAAGGAGAGAGAGAGAGGAGAGAAGAAUUGGAUUACAGUUAUGCCACUGUUAAUAAGUUCCUCAAGAAACCCACUGAGGACACUGAGUAUAAUAAACUCCAGCAUGAAUAGCAUACAUAGCUGCUUCAGACUGCUUGUGUGUAUAUUGUUGAUUUUUAUUUUGUAUACAACUAAACUAUGUCCUCUUUAAUUAUCAUGACUCAGUUUUUCAAAAUAUAUUCUAGAUCUUAAUUCUAUUUUUAAUAUGUACAUUCAAGGGAACACUCUCCUUCAAUGGA